Messenger RNA from Mycena indigotica, 558 nucleotides. Its product is annotated as DNA breaking-rejoining enzyme. NCBI's taxonomy places the organism in Eukaryota, Fungi, Basidiomycota, Agaricomycetes, Agaricales, Mycenaceae. The transcript has a single exon. The coding region runs from base 1 to 558 and encodes 185 amino acids. The record is from RefSeq and is a predicted model, not a curated record.
AUGCCCCUGUCCCGGUCUCCACUUGAACCGCUCUCCCGUUUCUAUCCCACACAGUCCCGCCCCGCCCCACGCCCAAAGCCAUACACCAUACCCAGACCCGCGCACUCUGCCUCCUUUCCCCCACCGCCUUCCCUGCCGGCCAAGCCUCGCAAACCCAAACAUGGGAAUAAUAUCGCGCCCAGCGACUUUCGGCCUCCAGCCCUUGCCAAAGAUCGGCUCCACACAUGGUCUUCCCCCUUCUCCCGUGCCAAGGAGGCCGAGCUCAGAGCCUCACUCCCAGCAGACGAAGUCAACCGCAUAUACGCUGCCAUUUUCGCUGCGUUUGCGCCGGACACGCAUCUACCUCUACGCCAGGGACUCCUCCGCUUUCAUCAAUACUGCGACAGCAUCUCCAUUGACGAGGAAGCCCGUAUGCCCGCCUCGGCCGCCCUCAUCUCAGCCUUUGUAUCCAAGCACGUCGGCCUAGUUGGGGAGACACCGUCAAGUCCUGGCUCUCCGGACUUCGGGCCUGGCACGACGUUCAUCAAGCAGCCUGGCCGGGCGGCGAACCCUGGGUGA